AGAGAUUAUACGAGUUAACGGCACACCAGCACGCAGAUUACGGAAUUAGCCGAAGAUAACUGGUCGUGUUUCUGGCAGCCGAGAUGUUGUGUUUGGAUUUUGUAUUUAUUUAUUUGUUGUGUCACCUAACUGUCCUUAAAUCAGUAUCUACAAGUUUUGUGGACGGAAAUUAUAAGGGUAACUACGAUGAAAGUAAAGCCCAAUGCGAAGGACUCGGUCUACAAGUCAUCAAACUAGAAACCCAGAAAGAUAUCGAGGAGCUCAAUAACUGGAUGACGAAGAACAAAGAAAUAGAGUAUGCGUGGUUGGGAAUGAGGUAUAUAGAGCCCGAGUUUAAGUGGUUUGAUGGAACGAGUUUGGCUGUUAGUAACUGGGACGAUGUGAACGAUGAUGAACCCGAUAAUUUAGAUACACAACAUUGUGCUAUGAUACGUCAAGUCGACUUAAAAUGGGACUCACGAACUUGUCAAUCAAAUUUUACAGCCGUUUGUCAAACAGUGACAGCCGUGAGUGAUGCAGACAAUGCCAAGCCAAGCAACGAAACAGCAUCAGACCAAACUAAAGGCGACACAUCUGUGAAUGAUGCUAAUCAGGUAGCCGAAACACAAGAUAAAGUAGGUACAGUUACGGAACCAGCAUCAGACCAAACUAAAGGUGAUACAGCUGUGCAAGACACAUUUGUGAAUGAUGCUGAUCAUGUAGCCGAAACACAAGAUAAAGCAGGCACAGUUACGGAACCAACAUCAGACCAAACUAAAGGUGACACAGCUGUGCAAGAUAGAGCAGAGGCAGUUACCCAAUCACCAGAUCUUAAUGUGAGAACAAUCGAGUUCGGUGUUUUUGCCAAGAAUCGAUAUCUCCAACAGACGCCGUUAUUGUCGAAAUCCAACACAAGUCUUGUUCAGUGUGCUAUAACCUGUUCACAUAAUACUCAGUGUUCUUAUUUUGCCAGUGAAGCAUCAACAUGUAAUCUAUAUCAAGCCACAGUUUCGCUAGAGAUGACUGAUAAGCGCGGUUCUUCGAUUUGGAAAAGGUCAUGAGCCUUCUUGGGACAAAAACACGAAUCUAAAUUUCGUGAUCCAAAACGGUGAGAGAUAAACGAGAUCUGUACUCUAGCUAGAAAUGUAGUUUUCGAUAGAAAUACGCGGUUUAUGACUUUGUCUAAAGAAAGGGUGAGUCACUGAACUUAGCUCAUCAAAGGAUGAAACAUUCAAACUCUUCAUUAGACUUUAGCCCACCAAAGAAUGAGACACUGAACUCUUCAUUAGAUAUUAGCUCACGAAAAGAUAAGGCACUGAACUUUUGAUUAAAUAUUAACUCACGGAAGGACGAGACACUGAAUUCUUAAAUUUUCUGUAACCGAUUGGAAUCCCCGUGUGGACAUUUUCAAGUCUGACCUGGUACCCAGCUUGUCCCGGUACUCCGUUUAACUCGGUACCCGGUUGGUUCGGGACCCAAUGUGGCUGGGUACGCAGUUUUGCUCGGUGCCAAUUUGAGUCGGUACCCAUUCUGGUCCGGUGCCUGUUUAGUUCGGUACCCGGUUUGUCUCGGUGCCUGUUUUACUCGGUACCCGGUUUGUCCCGGUGCAAGAUUGACUUGGUAAACGGUUUGCCCGGUACCUAUCUUUUCGUUAUUCUUUAAUUAUAACAGAAUGACAAUAACCUUGACGUUACAAAACGUCUUUACUAAAUAGGGGUCAAAACAUUAUAGGCGUGCUAAAGAAUUCAAGGGUAUUAACAACCAAUACCUAACUGCGUAACAAGAUCAUCUGGAUUUGAACAGACCACCAGAUAUGUUUACAUAACAUUACGGCAUGAAUCACGAAAUUUAUUACGCCCAAUUAAUCAGUGCAUAGUAGAAUAUUGAAGAAAAACUAAUUGCGUGACAAACGAGGCUCGCAAAACGGCAACAAUCUAAACAAUACUGCUUGGAGACGAACAUUACUUCCGCCGUUUUUAAAACCUUAAUCACUGUCCAAAGUUUUAGGGAAGUUCCCAGAUUAAACGAAGGGCUGUCAUGUUGCUGUACUUCGGAGAGAUUUGAUUGAACGGGAAGAAUAGACACAUUCCCUCAAAAGCUCAAGUAUCAGAAAUCAAUCCAGCAAUGGCCAUUGAUUCAGGAAUAUGAUCAGACCAAGCUACUACAUUUUCUGAUUUGACAUUUAAAGAUACAUUAGUUAAGAAUUUAAUAAAGAGUUGGCCAUUCUUGCUAUAAUAAUUCAAAAAUAGAAAAUAUUGAAAAUUUCAGUUCACUUACUUUAUUCUUAACGGAGUUGCCACUGUUGACAGUUCGGAUUAGAAAUAGGCAUCAGCUGUGUCCGCACCGUUUACGAGAAUUGUCGAUCGUUUGAUUGACAGACGAUAACUCUACCCACAUAUUCUCGAUUAUCAAGUAACAUUCUCAAUAGCUAUGGUACCCUCGCUUGGUAGGCCUUUCAAAACCCGUUUCCGGUGGUGACGUCAGUAACUAACGGUAAACGUUAGCUUGGUCGGCCAUGUCUUGAUUUUAUUUUAAAUGGGCGACUGUUUAAAUCCAAGCUGUACCCAAGCCAUCCGAGAGUAUACAGGGUUGAUUUUGAGCUUGUCAUGUAAAUAAA
Molecule: messenger RNA, 2596 nt
Organism: Patella vulgata (common limpet)
Lineage: Eukaryota; Metazoa; Mollusca; Gastropoda; Patellidae
Exons: 4
Coding region: 84-1040 (318 amino acids)
Source: RefSeq, a predicted model, not a curated record